AAUAACCAUGCAACAUUUUUAAAUAAUCAAUAUUAAUAUUACAAGAGUGACAUAUUUUUAAUUAUAUAAUCUUGAUUUUUGAAAUAAAUGCUUUUUUUUUUCGGAUGAGGUUGUACUAACCAGCGAAAUGAUUUUUUUUCCGUAUCUAAACUACCGCGUUAUUAUUUUCCUGCCUAGUAUUUUGUUAGUACAAUAUAUAGUACACAAUAUAUAGUGCACAAAAUAAUUUAUUACGGUUGUGGCAAACAACAGUUAACUGGUGUCACUGCUACAAAAGUUUAACAUUAUUUAGCCAAACUUGUGUUGUGAAUGUAUUACACUGAAAUAAAUAAUAAAAUCACUUCAGGCUAUAUAAAAAAAAAGAUUGUCAAAAUUAAAUGAUAUCGUAGCUUUCGUCCAUUCGAAACCUAAAUUGGGCGGAGACAAAACAAAAUACAGAAAAAAACUUAUUUUGUAAUAAAUGAGGCAAUAAAAUUAGUUAUAGGUAUCUAAUUUCUUAAUUUAUUUACUUGAAUGAAAAUAAAUUUGCCAUUAGAAUCAUCAUUUGUUGAUAACCGCCGUUCUAACAAAAUGUAAAACUCAGAUUAACGUAUAUUUCCGUAUACAUAGCCUACUUUAGCAAAAUAUCUCCAGAGUGACGUCACAAAUUGCUAGCCAGUGAAAGAGAAAGGUGCGCAAAAGGAUACAUAUAUAACUUCACGAUGAUUCACCCGUUAUGUUCACAGUUGACAGAACAGAAGAACGAAUGAAUAUCAAGCAAUGAUUUGUGUAACAUUUUCUUAAGUGUUAUGAGUACGUAAUAAAUAUUCUCGCAGAAACUGUAUGGUGUUAUGUAUUGCGAUGAACAAAUUUCAUUUGUGGCACCAUCUUAAUAAAAUUGUUGUGAAACAUGCAUCCUCAAAUUCUUGCACUGAAGUGCAAAAAUUGUGUUGCAUUAGCGAACAUAUUUUUGUGCUUACAAGCUCACACAGUUUGUUUUGUGGAGAGUACGAUGCGAACAGUCAGUGCGUGACUCUUCAACAGACGGACAUAUCAGCAGUGGAUAUAUCAUGCAACAGAGAUUCGCUGUACUUUGUGAGCUGCGCGGGCAGGUUGUUCCGGACGGGUGCCGCGCUCCGUGGCAUGGAGGAGAUAGCGCUGAGGGAGGACGUGAGGUGCUGCAUGCACGGCUACACGACGCCUGGGCGGGACGUGAAAGUCCGGCAUGUGGCUGCAGGCGACGAGGGCUGCCUGUACGUCACGGACGCGGGCCAACUGUGGGCCUCGGGCCACCAUCCUCAGCUCAGCAUCCAGAGUGACGUCCCCAGGAAGGUGAUGUUUUUUGAGAACCGCUGCGUUUUGUCCGCAUGCUGUGGUUCGGACUUCUACCUGGUGCUCGUGUGCAAACCAGAACUGUGCCCCUCGGAGAAAGAUGAAACGGACGUGGACGACGAGGAAGGGAACGAGGUGUUUCUGCCGGGUUGCCCGCAGUGCAUCGGCGAAAGGGCAUGUUCCCCCACGUCGGCUCACUCCGUAUCGGAGAUGUGUCCUCUGGGCCUGCCCGUCCGGCACUUGGACGAGGAACAGUACUCGUCAUCGACGCCCAGUAGAGAUAACAGCGCAGACGAGAAGAAAAGCACCGACGAUUCUACUUCCUUUUCAACGGAGGACAGGGCAGCUCAGCAGAAAUUUUACCAGCCUCAUAUGUUGAGUAGCAUAGAGUUCGAAGCGCAUCGUGAAGUGCCAGUGGAGAAGGAUAACGAACAGCAGGCUGAGAGUAAAACUGUCGUGGAUUCAUCAGAAACGAAGGGAGAGCCACCCACGGUGCCCGAAGUAGAUAAUGGUGUGAAAGAAGACCGGAAGAAUGAAUUUUUCAUCAACACAGAUGCAGCGCGUCAAUUCCUCACGCGUCAGCUGUCGUGGGUGUCGAGCUACAGUGGAACAGAGGAGCUGUUCGUCGAAUGUGCGGAAGUGUCGCUAGUGCGUCCGACGCAAAUGCUGAAGCAAAAUGUUUCCAGCAUGGCAACGUUCGUGUACGAAGGUGUGAAGACUGUAGGGGACAAGGUGGUCACACUGUCACGCCACAUGAGCGGGGGCUCUGAGACCAGCGGGAGUUUGCCGGGAGUGUUGACGGAGUGUGAGUCCAUCGAGGAUGUGAGCAUAGAGGAGUGCAAGGCACCAACUGUUCCAAGCAUUACGUCCAGUUUAAGGUGUGAUGUAAGUCCGUUCUCGUCAAGCACGGGGGCCAGCGAUCGAGGCGAUGGCUCGGAGUCAGCCCUGGCGGAUCGGCUGAGCGAGCUGGUGCGUGCGGGCAGCCGACUGCUGAGCCCCGAGCUGUGGUCGUGGGGUGGCUCCAGCCACGGCCAGCUGGGCGUCGGGGACACAAGCAAGCGAGCACGGCCAACGCUCGUCUCCCGUCUGGCCGGCCAAGGCGUGCACGAAGUGGCAUGCGGCCGCCUGCAUGCCCUCGCCGUUACCCUGGAUGGUCGGGUGUUCACGUGGGGUGGCAACGUCUGCGGGCAGGUGUCCCAGGUGCAGAGCUCUCCCCGCCAUGUGGCCAGUCUAGUGGAGAGGGCUUGGAGUGUGGCUGCAGGCGACUGUCACAGCCUGGUGUUGACUCUCCCAGGGAAUGUCUUUUAUCUAAGUAAAACCAGUGACAAGCCAGCGGGAAGUCCGGUCCCAAUUGCGUUCCAGGAGGAGCCUGCAGUCUCCAGAAAGCACAUAUUCUGCAGCAAAGAUGUGAGCGGCUGCCUGGUUUCGGACAGCCCUGUGUCGCCGGCCGUCCAGGACCUGGCUAUCGAACAGCUGUUCCUGGAGGAGUUGUGCCUGGUCAGCCAGUCGCUUGUCAGGCCAGUGCAGAGAAAGAGUCUGGCCACGUCGGAUGCCAGCAUGUAUGAGGUGCUGUGUUCGUGCCACGAUGACCUGGUCAGCCUGACCGCGCUCAACGUGCGCACAUACCGGGAGUACUGCGAGGGCAGGACGGACGCCAGCAGCAUCACGUUCGUGCGGUGUGUGGAUGAGCUGGUGAGGGCCUACAGGAGCUACUUGAACGCUGCGUGCGACGUGAUGUCACUGAGCGGCUUCGCGAACAUCCCCAAGAUGGUGGAGGUGCCUCCCGGUCUGGCGGGGGUGUUCGCGGAGCGACUGCAGCCGGGGCGGGGUGGCAAGUCGGCGGAGGGAGUGGUGACUUGCGCUCUUCUGCAACCGCUGAGCCGCCUGCACAUGUACAAGUGCAUGAUCCAGUCCCUGCUGCUGCGGAGCACGGGGCGGGAGGAAGAGGAGCGUCGACUGCGAGAUGCACUGGCCAGGUGGGGGCAGUUGUGGGAUGAGCAGGAGAGCCGGCGACGCGAGGCAGACACCACACGCCGGUUCUGGGAGAGUGCGGGCAGAGUGGUGGAGUUGCUGCGUGCGCCCAGAAGGCGCUUGGUCAGGGAGUCUCGCUCCCACCCCAUCUACAUGCUCAACUCGGGCAGGUUUUCCUCUCACUGGUUCAUUCUGCUCAGUGACAUCCUGGUGCAUGUCACCGGGGGGAGCCACACCGUGCAUCCCCUGGACACCAUCUGGGUGGAGCCACUCCAGGAUACAGACACGUUGCAGAAUGCCUUGCUGCUGACAAUGCCAGAGGAAACACUAACUCUGUACACACCCAUGGCGUUUGACAAGUCGGAGUGGCUGCAAGCCUUUAAUGCAGCCAUCAAGAAAAGUCUCCAGAAGAGCCACCUACACUUUCCGCCCUCUGCCCGGACGGCCAGCUACACGUUCACCAAACACCCACAGUACAAGGAUGCCAAGUACACAGGUCGCUGGAUCAGCGGCAAGCUUCACGGCCCCGGGAAGCUGGAGUGGGUGGAUGGCCGCACGUACGCGGGACAGUUCCAGAACAGCCAGAUUCAGGGAUACGGCCGCAUGGACACCCCUGAAGCGAGCACAUACGAGGGGCAGUGGAAGGAUGGGCAGCAGAAUGGCGUUGGAAUCAUGAAGUAUGAGAAUGGAGAUAUGUACGAGGGUCACUUCAAGGAUGGGAAGGCCCAUGGGCACGGUGUUUACAAACAAGGACACUUCCUGGCUUCCGUGGCAUCUGUAUACAUUGGGGAGUGGGUGAACGGCAUGAAGCAGGGCUAUGGGGUCAUGGAUGACAUUGUGACAGGAGAAAAGUAUUUGGGCAGCUGGGCUAACAACAUGAAACAUGGUUGUGGACUGAUAGUCACUCUUGAUGGAAUAUACUAUGAAGGCAUAUUUAUCCAGGAUGUAUUGACUGGCCAUGGUGUGAUGGUGUUUGAAGAUGGAACUCAUUACGAAGGAGAGUUCCGGUCUGCAGGGAUAUUCAAUGGCAAAGGAACCCUCACGUUCAGCAGUGGUGACCGUCUGGAGGGGUCCCUGAUCGGGGUGUGGAGUGAAGGCAUCAAGGUCACGGGCACUCUGUUCAAGAGUGCUUCGUCUUUCCCCAGGAUAGUUCCAUCUCACCCAAGCUCGUUCGGGAAGCUGUGCGUGCACGCGAGCCAGAAGUGGAAGGCGGUGUUCCGGCAGACGCACGCUCAGCUGGGGCUGCUGGAGCCGGUGAGCCGGAGCGGGAGGGCGAACGCAGAUGUGCAGCGCGUGUGGGAGAACGUGGCAGUGUGCGUCUCCACGUCGCAUCAGGAGACCCAGCAGCGGACGAGGCAGGGCCGCCUGAGGGAGAGUGGCUCCGUCGACAAGCUGGACACCAUCCCGCAGUUCGGCAAGGACAGCAUCGACCGGGACUCGUACAAUGAGCUGCGCAAGUACCUGCUCAAGGCGUUCGAGAGCGCACACCACCCGCUGGGGCAGCUGUUGACGGAGCUGACGGCCGCCUACACUGCUACGUACGGUGGUGUGAGGGUGCACCCCUUGUUGCUGAGCCACGCUGUGGCAGAACUGCGCUCCAUCACGGUGCGGGUGUACGAGGUCGUGAGGCUCCUGUUCCCUGCGCUGCCUCUGCCCGGCCACGAAGCCGACCUCGACAGGAAGUUCUGGAUUGGCCACACGGAGUGUGUGCGGAACCGUGGCUGCGAGCAACAAGUGCCCCAAAACCAUGAAUUUUCGGCCCCGUAUGCGAAAGCAAUUGAAACGGUGCAGCAGCUGAAAACGACGUUCUCCCCGCUAGAGAAGCUGCUGGUGAUCCGUAGCACUUUCCAACAGAUGACCGCUGUGGUGCAGCAGGAGCUGGGGGCGACCUACCUGUGGACCAUGGACGACCUGUUUCCCGUGUUCCACUUCGUGGUGGUGCGAGCCCAGAUUCUGCAGCUUGGCUCGGAGAUACACUUCGUGGAGGACUUCAUGGAGCCACACCUGCAGAACGGCGAGCUAGGCAUCAUGUUCACCACGCUCAAGGCAUGUUACUACCAGAUACUCCAAGAAAAAAUUAUUUUGAACAGUUAACAAAAGGAAGAUCAUGUGUAACACAGUUUUGUGUUCGCACUGUGUGGAGACGACUGUGGUAAUGAUGGAUCAAAUUUGAUUUGAACUAGUCACUAGUCAGCCUCAGCAAACUUACAGAAUUGAUUGAAUAAAGUCUGCAGGCUACAUAUUUGCUAUUAACUCAGUUAUAUUUUUUUAUGUAAAAUAUUUGGUCUGUAAUUUUCAAUCAUAUUUUGUAUUAUUACUGGGUGUAUUUGAAGAGCUUGUUAUAGUUUUGAUAUUGUUGAUUACAGCAUUUAUUCGCGAUGUCA
Molecule: messenger RNA, 5666 nt
Organism: Bacillus rossius redtenbacheri
Lineage: Eukaryota; Metazoa; Arthropoda; Insecta; Phasmatodea; Bacillidae
Gene: Als2
Product: alsin
Exons: 14
Coding region: 823-5376 (1517 amino acids)
Biological process (GO): endosomal transport; regulation of GTPase activity
Cellular component (GO): intracellular membrane-bounded organelle; cytoplasm
Molecular function (GO): small GTPase binding; guanyl-nucleotide exchange factor activity
Source: RefSeq, a predicted model, not a curated record